GGCCCCACAGCAGCAGUGUCCCUCCCCUCCCCCCACCCCUCUCAGUGGGGGCCCCUCCAGUCCCUGAGAACUGGUACUAUGAAAAGGUGAACUCCCCAGCAGAAUCUUGCCUGGAGCCUGAGGAGUCCAGCCAGGCCCCUGCUGAAGGGCCCCAGACCACCGGCCACCUCUCCACCGUCCUCUGACCAGCUGGGCCCCUGAGCCCACCUGGCCUCCACGUCCCCUCUCCUCUCACCCACACCCCUGGCCAUGGCUAACUACUACGAAGUGCUGGGUGUGCAGGCCAGCGCUUCCCCGGAGGACAUCAAGAAAGCCUACCGCAAGCUGGCCCUUCGCUGGCACCCCGACAAGAACCCCGAUAACAAGGAGGAAGCUGAGAAGAAGUUCAAGCAGGUGUCUGAGGCCUACGAGGUCCUGUCCGACUCCAAGAAGCGCUCCCUGUAUGACCGCGCGGGCUGUGACAGCUGGCGGGCUGGCGGCGGGGCCAGCACGCCCUACAGCAGCCCCUUCGACACCGGCUACACCUUCCGUAACCCUGAGGACAUCUUCCGGGAGUUUUUCGGUGGCCUAGACCCCUUCUCCUUUGAGUUCUGGGACAGCCCAUUCAACAGUGACCGUGGUGGCCGGGGCCAUGGCCUGCGGGGGGCCUUCUCGGCGGGCUUUGGAGAGUUCCCAGCCUUCAUGGAGGCCUUCUCAUCCUUCAACACGCUGGGCCGCAGCGGGGGCAGCCACACCACCUUCUCAUCCACUUCCUUCGGGGGCUCCGGCUCUGGCAGCUCGGGGUUCAAGUCGGUGAUGUCGUCCACCGAGAUGAUCAAUGGCCACAAGGUCACCACCAAGCGCAUCGUGGAGAAUGGGCAGGAGCGUGUGGAGGUGGAGGAAGAUGGGCAGCUCAAGUCGGUGACUGUGAAUGGCAAGGAGCAGCUCAAAUGGAUGGAUGGCAAGUAGGCGCCGGCCACCUGGCUCUGCCUUCCUUCUGUCACCACCGUGAAUGGGGCAGCAAACACAUGGGGCUGCAGACAUAGCCCGAUGGUUAAUAAAUGUGCCAAGUGAGUUUAUG
Molecule: messenger RNA, 1060 nt
Organism: Piliocolobus tephrosceles (Ugandan red Colobus)
Lineage: Eukaryota; Metazoa; Chordata; Mammalia; Primates; Cercopithecidae
Gene: DNAJB8
Product: DnaJ heat shock protein family (Hsp40) member B8
Exons: 1
Coding region: 250-948 (232 amino acids)
Molecular function (GO): Hsp70 protein binding
Source: RefSeq, a predicted model, not a curated record